AUGGCUCCAGGACAGGUCAAGCGUUACGCCAUUGUGGGCAUGGGAGUACGUUCGGCAUUCUACUAUGGGAGCAUUCUUCAAGACUUCGCCGAUGUUGCGACACUUGUUGGACUGUGCGACACAAACCAAACCAGGCUCAACGCUGCCAAUGAACGAAUCAUCGAGCUUGGCGGUGAGAAGCUGCCUACAUAUAAAGCCGAGGAUUUCGACAAGAUGAUUACUGAACAGAAGCCGGACGUGGUGAUUGUCACUACUAUCGACCUUUACCAUCACGUGUACUGUAUCAGGGCCAUGGAGCUCGGCUGUGAUGCAAUCACGGAAAAGCCGAUGACAAUUGACGAAGACAAACUCCAACUCAUGAUUGAUGCCGAGAAAAGGACCGGGAAGCAGAUCAGGGUUCUUUUCAACUAUCGCUACGCCCCACACCAUACCAAGGUUCGCGAAUUGAUCCAGUCGGGCGUCAUAGGAGAGAUCGCUACAGUCCACAUGGACUGGAUUCUGGAUUGUGCCCAUGGAUCAGACUUCAUGCGACGUUGGCAUCGCAACAAAGAAACCAGCGGCGGCAUUCAGAUGCACAAGUCCAUUCACCAUUUUGACUUGGUUCACUUUUGGCUCAAUACUGAGCCCGAACUCGUCUACUGUCUCGGUGAUCUGCGCUUCUACGGCAAGGAGAACGCUCAGCGACGAGGGGUUACAAACCUCGAGGAACGGUACCUCAAUAACGAGCAAGCCAAGAAUGACCCUUUCGCUAUUCACAUCGACGAAAACGCACAGCUGAAGAAGCUCUACCUGGAGGCCGAACAUGAGGAUGGAUACAUCCGGGACCGCAACUGCUUUGCGGACGGCAUCACUAUUGAGGACAAUCUCUCAAUGAUCAUCAAGUACAAGAAUCGCGCGGUCAUGACAUACAACACGUACGCCUACGCUCCAUGGGAGGGCUAUCGCUGCGUUUUCAACGGUAGCAAAGGCCGUAUUGAGAUUAACGUAGUCGAGAGUGGCUAUUCAGCAGGAGGGGAGCCUGUGACGGAGAAGGGUCUGGGAGACUUGGAGAAGAACUACAUUCAAGGAGGUGUAGAGCAGACCAAGAUUGUUGUUUAUCCUCUGUUCGAGGAGCCGUACGUGGUUGACGUUGAGAAGCGUGACGGUGGCCAUGGCGGAGGCGAUCCUGUCUUGCUGCAGGAUGUGCUGAUCGGGAAUCAGGGGGACGAGUUCAAGCGCGCUGCUUACAUCCGCGACGGCGGAAAUGCUGUCCUUGUCGGCGUUGGAGCAAAUCACUCGAUGAAGUCGGGGCUGCCUGUCAUGGUCCAGGAUCUGAUAAGGUGGUAG
Messenger RNA from Colletotrichum siamense, 1326 nucleotides. It is a transcript of the gene yteT-0, whose product is annotated as putative oxidoreductase YteT. Lineage: Eukaryota; Fungi; Ascomycota; Sordariomycetes; Glomerellales; Glomerellaceae. The transcript has a single exon. Gene Ontology annotation, molecular function: nucleotide binding. Bases 1 to 1326 code for a protein of 441 amino acids. The record is from RefSeq and is a predicted model, not a curated record.